Molecule: messenger RNA, 1569 nt
Organism: Panicum hallii
Lineage: Eukaryota; Viridiplantae; Streptophyta; Magnoliopsida; Poales; Poaceae
Product: POU domain, class 3, transcription factor 3-like
Exons: 1
Coding region: 568-1350 (260 amino acids)
Molecular function (GO): DNA-binding transcription factor activity
Source: RefSeq, a predicted model, not a curated record
GCGCGGGCGGACGGGGACCUCCACCUCCACUCGCGCAGCACAUAUUCCCGUCACCACCAUCGCCAUGGCUAGUAACCACGCGUGAGUGAGUGGGCUUGUCGAUCGAUCGAUCGAUCCCCUUUUGAUUUCUUCCUUUUCUCCUCCCCUCGUGCGUGUGAAUCCUCAGCUUUAUAGGUUCAUCAUCACCCAGCUCCGUCUGCUAGCUGCCAUGGUUUCCACUCCUAGCUCAGCUUCCCCAUCUCCUAGCACCAGCACUGGUGCUCCCGAAUAAAAUAAUUGCAAAGGCACCAGUGGGAGUACCUGAAGCCCCAAAAAUUAUGGUUGCUGCGCUGUUGGCCUUCGCCUGACCUAGUUUGCAUUUCCAUAUAUAGCAAAACCACCCUCGUCUUUCUCCCUAGACCGCCCGGCAGACCACGCUCACACACUUCUCCCACCAGGUCUCAGCUCAGCUCAGCUCAGUUCUCCUGGUAUCAUAUAGCUUAUCGCAAAUAUCAUAUCGUGCCACCGUGUGACGGCCACCAGGCGUCUCGUUUGCUCCUACAAAUACCGGGCCGGCGCGCGGGCGGGAUGGACGACUCGCCGACUCAGGCGGCGGCCAACCUGUCGCUGACUCUGGCGCCGGCGCCGGGGAGCGCGGGCGCGGUGGGGGGAGUAGAAGGAGGAGGGGGAGGGGGCGGCGGUGGUCGAGCGACGGCGUGCGUCGACGGCAAGGACGUGCGCCUCUUCCCCUGCCUCUUCUGCAACAAGAAGUUCCUCAAGUCGCAGGCGCUGGGGGGCCACCAGAACGCGCACAAGAAGGAGCGGAGCAUCGGCUGGAACCCCUACUUCUACAUGGCGCCGCAGCCGCCCAAUGCCGCGCCGCCGAGCCCCACGGGCUACGCCGGGGUCGCGGGCGCGGGCGGCCUCCCCGCGCCGCACGCGUACGCGGCGGCGGGCCACGGGUACGCCGCCCCCGUGCCGGCGCCGUUCCCCAUCGCCUCUCACAGCUCCAGCGCCGGCGGGCUGCAGUACUACGACGGCGCGGCGGCGGCGGCUGCGGCCGCGGCCUCGGUGUCGGCGGGCGAGGGUGGCGUGGUGGCCCCGCGCGCGCGCUUCGCCACGCACCAGCCGGUCCUGGCGGUGUCGGCGUCGGCGGAGGAAGACCCGCCCGGCGCCGGGCGCGACGACCUGAUCGACAUGCUCAACUGGAGGAGGGGCUCCCACGGCCCCACCGCCUCUGCAGCCGCCACCACCGCCUCGCCGGCCAGCACCACCACCACGCUCACCACCUCCGGCGCCGGCGCCGCCGACGGCAGCACCGGCAACAACGACGACGGCGGCGGGGAGCUCGACCUCAACCUCAGCCUCUAGCAGAGCCUGCUCGCCCCCACUAGGUUAAUCGUGUACCGGCCUAUCCGUAAGCCACGCGUGUCGACUUAAUUAGCUCCUAGGCACGUUAAUCUCCCUCCCUCCCUCCCUCUCUCUCUCUCUGUACUCUCUCUCCUCUCCCCUGUAUGUUAGUACGCCUCGUCAUCUCCUGUCCUUUUUGCCAUGUCCUGAAUUGUUCAUCGUCUUCUUUUCUUUCUCUUC